AUGACAACUAUCGGCGAUACCAUGGACUUUGACAGUAGCUCCGAAUCACCUGGCAACUUUGCUACACUUUAUCGUUGGUCACCAUACAGCACAAUGCGAGCCACGAAAGACAAUGUCUCCCAAAUCGCAACGUCAUUCCUUGAAGCUUUCGACAAACUCUCAGCAGAGGCACAUCUCGCCCUGCGCGCGGAUAUCUGUAUGCACAUUUUCGCCCCAACCUCCCUCGGUGUGCCAACCAAGAGCAAUGAGGAAUUUGCAUCCCACCUGACCAACAACAUCAUUUUCCAUCUUCGGUAA
This is a messenger RNA of Alternaria postmessia, 297 nucleotides long. RefSeq lists its product as uncharacterized. Bases 1 to 297 code for a protein of 98 amino acids. NCBI's taxonomy places the organism in Eukaryota, Fungi, Ascomycota, Dothideomycetes, Pleosporales, Pleosporaceae. The record is from RefSeq and is a predicted model, not a curated record. The transcript has 2 exons.